Molecule: messenger RNA, 534 nt
Organism: Pipistrellus nathusii (Nathusius's pipistrelle)
Lineage: Eukaryota; Metazoa; Chordata; Mammalia; Chiroptera; Vespertilionidae
Source: the annotation of a GenBank genome assembly
AUGGAGGCGCUGAUCUUGGAACCCUCCCUGUAUACUGUCAAGGCCAUCCUGAUCCUGGACAAUGAUGGAGAUCGACUUCUUGCCAAGUACUAUGACGACACCUACCCCAGUGUCAAGGAGCAAAAGGCCUUUGAGAAGAACAUUUUCAACAAGACUCAUCGGACUGACAGUGAAAUCGCCCUCUUGGAAGGCCUGACAGUAGUGUACAAAAGCAGUAUUGAUCUCUAUUUCUAUGUGAUUGGCAGCUCCUAUGAAAAUGAGCUGAUGCUCAUGGCUGUUCUGAACUGCCUCUUUGACUCAUUGAGCCAGAUGCUGAGGAAAAAUGUAGAGAAGCGAGCUCUGCUGGAGAACAUGGAGGGGCUCUUCUUGGCAGUGGAUGAAAUCGUAGAUGGAGGGGUGAUCCUAGAGAGCGAUCCCCAGCAAGUGGUACACCGAGUGGCAUUAAGGGGUGAAGAUGUCCCCCUUACCGAGCAGACCGUGUCUCAGGUGCUGCAGUCAGCCAAAGAACAGAUCAAGUGGUCACUUCUUCGGUGA